ACUACCGCCAUCAUCCAUCCCCGCUGUUAUGGCUGUCAGACGAGCUACACACGCCGACUCAUGGUACGUCGGUAAUGGGCGAAAACUCGAAUCUGAGCUAUCCGAGUACUUGAGCAAUGUACAAGGCAGUCCUGAGAGGGAGUACAUACCUCCGAUCAAGGGCUGCAAAGCGAUCAUCGCUCCUCAUGCAGGAUAUUCGUAUUCUGGUCAAGCAGCGGCGUGGGCGUAUAAGAGCAUUGAUAUGACAGGAAUCAAGCGCGUAUUCAUCCUGGGACCUUCGCACCACGUCUAUCUUGACGGAUGCGCUUUAUCGGGGUGUAAGGAGUAUGAGACUCCCUUGGGUACCUUGCCUCUAGAUCAGGACAUUAUCAAGGAAUUGCGCGACUCUGGGCAGUUUACCGUGAUGGAUAUACAGACCGAUGAAGAUGAGCAUAGUAUAGAGAUGCAUCUCCCGUACGUCCGGAAGAUCUUCGAAGGAAUGGAGAUUGUAAUCGUCCCAAUAUUGGUUGGUGCCAUCAACUACGGCGCAGAAGCUAGGUUUGGUGCUCUUCUGGCCCCAUAUCUGGCGAGAGAGGACACAUUCUGUGUCAUUUCCAGCGACUUCUGCCACUGGGGCACCCGUUUCCAGUACACAUAUUACUAUCCGAAACCUCCUCCUAGUUCCGUUCCCGCAAUUCGUCUAUCCAAGGCAUCGCCCUCUCCUCCCGCCCUCUCCACUUAUCCGAUACAUGCGUCAACAUCGGCUCUGGAUCAUGAAGCCAUGGAGAUCCUUACAAUACCACCGUUCACUGCAUCACAAUCUCACCAUGAUUUCGCCGAAUAUCUCGCUAGAACGAAGAACACGAUCUGUGGAAGGCAUCCGAUCGGGGUGUUGUUGGGAGCGUUGACAACGCUGCAGAAGGAAGGCAAGGUCCCGAAGCUCCAGUGGGUAAGGUACGAACAGAGCAGCAAGUGUUUGACAAUCAAAGACUCGAGCGUCAGCUACGCCAGUGCAUACGUCACAUUCUAG
Molecule: messenger RNA, 1009 nt
Organism: Laetiporus sulphureus 93-53
Lineage: Eukaryota; Fungi; Basidiomycota; Agaricomycetes; Polyporales; Laetiporaceae
Product: UPF0103-domain-containing protein
Exons: 8
Coding region: 29-1009 (326 amino acids)
Source: RefSeq, a predicted model, not a curated record